CCUCGCGGCGGAGCCCAGGCGAGGCGGCGGCGGCGACGGCGAUAGCCAUGGCUGGGGCGCUGGCAGGGCUGGCCGCGGGCUUGCAGGUCCCGCGGGUCGUCCCUAGCCCGGACUCGGACUCGGACACAGACUCGGAGGACCCGAGUCUCCGGCGCAGCACAAGCGGGCUGCUCCGCUCGCAGGUCAUCCACAGCGGUCACUUCAUGGUUUCGUCGCCGCACAGCGACUCGCUGACCCGGCGGCGCGACCAGGAGGGGCCCGUAGGGCACUCCGACUUCGGGCCGCGCAGCAUCGACCCCACACUAACUCGCCUCUUCGAGUGCUUGAGCCUGGCCUACAGUGGCAAGCUGGUCUCACCCAAGUGGAAGAAUUUCAAAGGCCUCAAGCUGCUCUGCAGAGACAAGAUCCGCCUCAACAACGCCAUCUGGAGGGCCUGGUAUAUCCAGUAUGUGGAGCGGAGGAAGAGCCCCGUGUGUGGCUUCGUGACCCCCCUGCAGGGGCCGGAGGCUGACGCGCACAGGAAACCAGAGGCCGUCGUCCUAGAGGGGAACUACUGGAAGCGGCGCAUCGAGGUGGUGAUGCGCGAGUACCACAAGUGGCGCAUCUACUACAAGAAGCGGCUCCGUAAGUCCAGCAGGGAAGGGGAUCUCCCGGCACCUAAGCAGACAGGACAGAGUCAGAGGGCAGGAAGGGAGCCCUGUCUCUUCAGCAAGCCAUCCUGGUCUGCAACAAGCCGGGGCCACCAGGGGAAGGCGGAAGGCAGGUGGCCACCGCCGGAGAGAUGGUGCGAGCAGCUCUUCUCCAGCGUGGUGCCGGUGCUGCUGGGGGGCCCAGAGGAGGAGCCCGGCGGGCGGCAGCUCCUGGACCUCGACUGCUUUUUGUCGGACAUCUCCGACACACUCUUUACCAUGACUCAGCCCAGCCCUUCUCCCCUGCAGCUGUCCCCCGAGGAUGCCUAUGUCGGCAAUGCUGACAUGAUCCAGCCGGACCUGACGCCUCUGCAGCCCAGCCUGGAUGACUGCAUGGAGAUCUCAGAUUUCUUCACCAACUACCGCCCCCAACAGACGCCCACGCCUUCAAACUUCCCGGAACCCCCCAGCUUUAGCCCCAUGGCCGAUUCCCUCUUUAGCAGUGGGAUCCUGAGCCAAGAGGUGCCCCCGGCCUCCUCGGGCAUGACCCACCUCUCAGGACAUGGCCGCCUGCAGGUUCAGAACAGCAGCCCUGGCCCCUUGGACUCCAGUGCCUUCCUGAGCUCUGAUUUCCUCCUUCCUGAAGACCCCAAGCCCAAGCUCCCACCCCCUCUGGCACCCCCUCCUCUCCUCCAAUAUCCUCCCCCUGCCAAGGUGCCGGGCCUGGAGCCUUGCCCUCCACCCCCCUUCCCUCCCAUGGCUCCACCCCCCACUGUGCUACAGGAAGACCCUCUCUUCUCUCCCAGGUUUCCCUUCCCCACUGUCCCUCCUGGCCCAGGAGUGUCACCACUGCCUGUUCCUGCAGCCUUCCCACCCACCCCACAGCCCAUCCCAGGCCCUGUCACUCCCUUCCCCAUAAACCUUCUGGCUUCAAGCUGUCCAGAGCCCCCUUUUGGGCCUUGCUUCUCCAUGCGUCAGGGCACGUGGCCCAGAGGCAAGCCCCUGGCCCCGUCCCCUAGAGGACGGAAAGCCAACCCCCCUACCUUGUCCCCUGCCACGGCCAGCCCCACUGCCACUGCUGGGGGCAGCAACCCCUGCCUCACACAGCUGCUCACAGCAGCCAAGCCCGAGCAAGCCCUGGAACCACCACUCGUGUCCAACGCCCUCCUCCAGCCCCCAGCUUCCCCGCAGGAGACGGUCCCCGAAUUCCCCUGCACCUUCUUUCCUCCAACCCCAGCCCCUACACCACCCCGGCCACCUCCGGGACCAGCCACACUGGCCCCAUCCAGGCCUCUGAUUGUCCCCAAGGCAGAGCGGCUCUCGCCCCCAGCACCCAGUGGUAAAGAGGGGCUGCAGGGACUGGGGGAGUCCAGGGGAUGCAGGGAGAAGCAGGAAGAAGGGGGCACUGCAUCCGGGGCCAAGAUGAGAGGAGCAGGGCAAUGGGACCCUCUCCCCUGUGUCGGUCUGUCUGUGGGUCUGUCUGUCCCGGCCGCAGGCAGCGAGCGGCGGCUGUCAGGGGAGCUCAACUCCAUGCCAAGUCCAGGGGCUCUGAGUGUCCGUGUCUCGCCACCUCAACCCAUCCUAAGCCGGGGCCGUGCAGACAACAACAAGACUGAGAACAGGCGCAUCACACACAUCUCCGCGGAGCAGAAGCGGCGCUUCAAUAUCAAGCUGGGCUUUGACACCCUUCACGGGCUUGUGAGCACACUCAGCGCCCAGCCCAGCCUCAAGGUGAGCAAAGCCACCACGCUGCAGAAGACAGCAGAGUACAUUGUCAUGCUGCAACAGGAGCGGGCGGCCAUGCAGGAGGAGGCCCAGCAGCUGCGGGAAGAGAUCGAAGAGCUCAACGCUGCCAUUAACCUGUGCCAGCAGCAGCUGCCUGCUACAGGGGUGCCCAUCACACACCAGCGUUUCGACCAGAUGCGAGACAUGUUUGAUGACUAUGUCCGAACCCGGACGCUGCACAACUGGAAGUUCUGGGUAUUCAGUGUCCUCAUCCGGCCUCUGUUCGAGUCCUUCAAUGGCAUGGUGUCCACGGCAAGCCUGCACAGCCUCCGCCAGACCUCGCUGGCCUGGCUGGACCAGUACUGCUCCCUGCCUGCUCUCCGGCCAACUGUCCUGAACUCCCUCCGCCAGCUGAGCACAUCUACUAGCAUCCUGACUGAACCAGGCCGCGUCCCUGAGCAAGCCACGCGGGCAGUCACAGAGGGGACCCUUGGCAAACCUCUGUAGUCCUGGCCAGAGCCUGCUGCUCACUCAGCUGCCCUGGGGCUGCCUUCCCUGGGCAUGGGCUCCAGGGAUAACUUCUGGGCACUCCUCUCCCACCCUGGGCCUGGCAGUCCCCUUCCCGAGGGUCUCAGGGUCCACGUCUCAUGCUUCCCACCUCCUGGAGGCUGAGAAGAGCUGAGUUCCCAUUCCUGCUCUACCACUGUGUCCCUGGGUGACUCAUAACCACUCUUUGGACCUCUGUUUUCCAAUCCGCAAAAUGGGGAUGGGCAAGAUUCAACCAGCAGAUGACCCGAGGCCGUAGCAACUGUGACAUUGGGGGCCUGAGCUAGCAAUUCAGACAGCUUGAAGGAGGGAAGAGGAUCUGUUUCCCUGCCACCCCAACCUGCUCCCCCACGGGUGGGACACAGGCCUUUGUUCUUGAGCAGAGAAGCAGAAAAGGAGGUUCCCUCUCUUUGCUCCUUCACUGGUGACCCAGAGGGGCUGCAGGAUGGCUUCCGCUGGGUGAGGCCAGGAAGGUCUGAUCACGGGAGAGACUAGGGCAGGGGUGGCCAGAGCAGGGCAGGCAUCUUGUGUGUGUGUGGACAUGUGUGUGUGUGUAUUUUGUAAAGGAUUCUUGACAAAUAAAAGCAGAAACUGUCUG
Molecule: messenger RNA, 3498 nt
Organism: Propithecus coquereli (Coquerel's sifaka)
Lineage: Eukaryota; Metazoa; Chordata; Mammalia; Primates; Indriidae
Gene: MLXIPL
Product: MLX interacting protein-like
Exons: 17
Coding region: 48-2861 (937 amino acids)
Biological process (GO): regulation of transcription by RNA polymerase II
Cellular component (GO): nucleus
Molecular function (GO): RNA polymerase II cis-regulatory region sequence-specific DNA binding; DNA-binding transcription factor activity, RNA polymerase II-specific; protein dimerization activity
Source: RefSeq, a predicted model, not a curated record